Molecule: messenger RNA, 2613 nt
Organism: Cuscuta campestris
Lineage: Eukaryota; Viridiplantae; Streptophyta; Magnoliopsida; Solanales; Convolvulaceae
Source: the annotation of a GenBank genome assembly
AGUGUGACUCAGUCAAUGGGAACAAUCUUCUUCUUCCCCGUCCAUUUCUUCCUUGCUCAACUCGUCAAAUCACUGAAAUAAGUUCAUGCCCCCCAUGUUCCUUCUUCUGAAAUUGAUGGAAUUUACCCAUCUUUAACCAAAAAAGGGGGGAAAGAAUCAUAUAGAAUUAUGUACCUUCCAAGCGUGUUCUGUUUGUUCUUCCUCGCCGCCAUGUUUGCCGGAGCUGCUUCCAAACCUCUCGGAAAUUACUGUCCAAACAGCACUAUUUACACUCCAAACAGCACUUACCGGUCCAACCUCAACUCCCUCCUCUCCGCUCUCGCCUCCAACGCCACCCGUCCAAACGGAUUCUACAACUCCACCUUUGGCGGCGGAGUCUCCGCCGCCUACGGCAUGUUCAUGUGCCGCGGCGACGUCUCCGCCUCCGACUGCCGGGCGUGCGUGAUCGACGCCGGCGAACAGAUACUGAAGGCGUGCCCCGUCCAAACGGACUCCGUCAUCUGGUACUCCAAUUGUAUGUUGCGUUACUCCAACGCGUCGAUGUUCGGAAGAUCCGACGCGUCGUUCGGGCUGAUCAUCCGCAAUUCGCAGAACGAUUCGCAGCCGGCGAGGUUCAUGGAUUCGGUCGGGAACACGCUGAACGCGGUGGCGGUUGCGGCGGCGGCGGGGGACGGAUCCGGCCGGAAAUUCGCGACUCUGGAGGCGAAUUUCUCCGCCUUUGAGAAGAUCUACGCUCUGGGGCAGUGCACGCCGGAUCUAUCGGAAUUGGAUUGCCGGAGCUGCCUGACGCGCGGAAUCGGCCAGCUGCCGGGGUGUUGUUACUCGGCAAAGGGUGCCAGAACUGUCUACCCGAGCUGCAAUGUCAGGUAUGAGGUGUACCCUUUCUACAAUAACAAGCGGCGGGCCUCUACACCACCGCCGUCUCCUGCUCCUCUCCGCCCUGCUCCGUCUAUUCCACCGCCCCCCCUUUCUACCACCUUUGAAAGUGUGGAUGCAGGAAAGAAGAAAAGUUCAUCUUCCAAAGUGAUCAUUGCCAUUGUACUUCCGGUGCUUGGGAUAAUACUCUUCAUUGCACUCUUAUGUUGUUGUAUGAGAAUUAGAAAUGUCAAGAAAGGAUAUACAACUGCAGCACACCAAACAGAUGUGUCUGGGAUUUCAAGUGUGGAAUCAUAUGAUUUUAAUACCAUUCAAGCCAUUACAAAUGAUUUCGCCCCCGAAAGUAAAAUUGGUGAAGGUGGAUAUGGCUCAGUAUACAAGGCCCAGCUUCCCGAAGGACUAGACGUAGCUGUGAAAAGACUUUCGAGAUUCUCGGGCCAAGGCGCUCAAGAAUUCAAAAACGAGGUCGAAGUAGUUGCGCAACUUCAACACAGAAAUCUUGUGAGGCUGCUUGGGUUUUGCUCUGAAGGAGAAGAGAAGAUACUAAUCUAUGAAUUUGUUCCCAACAAGAGCCUUGACUACUUUUUAUUUGAUCCUGAGAAGCGGCGCCUAUUGGAUUGGCCAACGCGUUACAGGAUUAUAGAAGGGAUAGCACGGGGACUGCAAUACCUUCACGAAGACUCCCGACUCAAAAUCAUACACCGUGAUCUCAAAGCAGGCAACGUACUACUUGAUGAAAACAUGAACCCAAAAAUAGCAGAUUUUGGCAUGGCCAAAAUCUUUGGAGUUGACCAAACCCAAGGAAACACAAAUCGAGUUGUCGGGACAUAUGGCUACAUGUCCCCGGAGUACGUAAUGCACGGGCAGAUCUCCGUGAAAUCGGAUGUCUAUAGUUUUGGCGUUCUAGUUUUGGAGAUCAUAACUGGGAAAAGGAGAUCCAAAUUCAGUGAAUUGAGUGAAGCACAAGAUCUUCUUAGCUAUGUUUGGAAAUAUUGGAGGGAUGAGAGGCCUAUGGAGAUACUUGACCCUACCCUAGGAGAUUCAUACUCAAGAAAUGAAGUAAUCCGAUGCAUGAACAUAGGGUUGUUGUGUGUUCAAGAAGAGGUGGAAGAGAGGCCUACAAUGGCAAGCAUUGUUCUAAUGCUCAACAGUUACUCCCCGACACGGCCGAUCCCACACCAACCGGCAUUUUUCUACAGCAGUAGAUUGGAGACGAAAGACGGGGGGAAACUGUCGUUAAAGCAGUCGGCAAGCACUUCAGUUCCAGUGUCUAUAAAUGAAGUCUCCAUUACGGAGCUUUAUCCAAGAUGAAGGAUUUUGCCACUAAACCUAUCACCAUCUUCCUUUCUUUCUUCUUUUCUUAUUUGCGGUGAUAUCCACAUGGAUGGAUAUGAUGAUUUCAAAAUUCUUUUUCAUUCAAUCUUUUGGUCAUCGGGUCUUCUUCUUCAUCAGAUCUGAAGGAGUAAGUCUUGUUUUCGUUAGAUCUGAAAAUUGCAUAGAUUCUGUCCACCGAGAUAGAUGGUUGCCGGCCACUGCUGUUCAAUUCGUAUAGGAAGAAGACUAACUCGAGGUACUGACCAUUGAUUUCUGGUGCUGCCGGUGAUGAGCUGAAGAAGGACAAACUGGAAUUUAGGUAGGGUGGCCGGUCGAGAGAGGUGUUUGGUGGCAGGGAGGCUGGUUGAGUGGGGGAUGAGAGAGGGGUAAUUUGGGAAAGUCAAAUACAUUUUCACCUUACCU